CUGGACACAAUUCCGAAGGAAGCCAAGAAGGAGAGAACAAUGUCCUCUUUACCCGUGCCAUACAAACUGCCUGUGUCUUUGUCUGUUGGUUCCUGUGUGAUAAUCAAAGGGACACCGAUUGACUCUUUUAUCAAUGACCCACAGCUGCAGGUGGAUUUCUACACUGACAUGGAUGAGGAUUCAGAUAUUGCCUUCCGUUUCCGAGUGCACUUUGGCAAUCAUGUGGUCAUGAACAGGCGUGAGUUUGGGAUAUGGAUGUUGGAGGAGACAACAGACUACGUGCCCUUUGAGGAUGGCAAACAAUUUGAGCUGUGCAUCUACGUACAUUACAAUGAGUAUGAGAUAAAGGUCAAUGGCAUACGCAUUUACGGCUUUGUCCAUCGAAUCCCGCCAUCAUUUGUGAAGAUGGUGCAAGUGUCGAGAGAUGUCUCCCUGACCUCAGUGUGUGUCUGCAAUUGAGGGAGAUGAUCACACUCCUCAUUGUUGAGGAAUCCCUCUUUCUACCUGACCAUGGGAUUCCCAGAGCCUGCUAACAGAAUAAUCCCUCCUCACAUUUUCCCCUACACUUUGUCAUUAAAACAGCACGAAAACUCACA
Messenger RNA from Nomascus leucogenys (northern white-cheeked gibbon), 596 nucleotides. RefSeq names its product galactoside-binding soluble lectin 13. The record is from RefSeq and is a predicted model, not a curated record. Gene Ontology annotation, molecular function: carbohydrate binding. Lineage: Eukaryota; Metazoa; Chordata; Mammalia; Primates; Hylobatidae.